CUAUUUGUGAGGCAGGGGCUGCGGUGGCGGCGGCGCCUCCAACUAGUUCCGGUUUCCUUCCCUCCUCAGCUCCUCUGGGAGGGCGCGGGGUCUAGGAGUCGCCGCCGCCGCCUCUGGGGCCCGGCGUCUGGUCGGUCUGCCUCGCUUGUGUGCACGCUCGCCCGCCGGCCGCGGACAGUCAGAGCGGCCGGGAAAGCGGCGCGGGCCGGGCGGGGCGCGGCGCCCCGAGCGCAGGGGGAGACAAAGCGGGGCCGGCCCCCUCUCCCGGCGCCAAGAUGUGGAUCCAGGUUCGCACCAUCGACGGCUCCCAGACGCGCACCAUUGAGGACGUGUCUCGCAAAGCCACAAUCGAGGAGCUGCGCGAGCGGGUGUGGGCGCUGUUCGACGUGCGGCCCGAGUGCCAGCGCCUCUUCUACCGGGGCAAGCAGUUGGAAAAUGGAUAUACUUUAUUUGACUAUGAUGUUGGACUGAAUGACAUAAUUCAGCUACUAGUUCGCCCAGACCCUGAUCUUCCUAGCACAUCAAAACAGACCGAUGUACAGGCCAAACCCUGUUCUAACAGUCCACCUAAAGUAAAGAAAACUCCACGGGUGGGAAGUUCCAGUCAGCCAUCAACAUCAACUCGUGAUUUUCUUGUUGAUCCUGGCAUUGGAAUAUAUAAGGUAAAUGAAUUGGUGGAUGCCAGAGAUGUCGGCCUUGGUGCUUGGUUUGAAGCACGUAUACAUAGUGUUACUAGAGCUUCUGAUGGACAUUCACGUGGCAAAACUCCACUGAAGAAUGGCAGUUCUUGUAAAAGGACUAAUGGAAAUGUAAAUCAUAAUUCCAAAGAGAACACAAAUAAAUUGGACAAUGUACCCUCUACGUCUAAUUCAGACUCUGUUGCUGCUGAUGAAGACGUUAUUUAUCAUAUCGAGUAUGAUGAACUUACUGUAUACAUAGAGUAUUUAUACAGGCAUACCUUGGAGAGAUUUGCGGGUUUGAUUCCAGACUACCGCAAUAAAGCAAAUAUUGCCAUAAAAUACCCAGAAAGUGGUACUGUAGAAAUAAAUGUCAAGGAUCUUCGACCACGAGCUAGAACCACUUUGAAAUGGAAUGAACUAAAUGUUGGUGAUGUGGUAAUGGUUAACUACAAUGUAGAAAAUCCUGGUAAUAGAGGAUUUUGGUUUGAUGCAGAAAUCACUGCUUUGAAGACAAUCUCAAGGACCAAAAAAGAACUUCAUGUGAAUAUUUUCUUGGGGGGUUCCGAAGGAAAAUUAAAUGACUGCCAGAUAACAUUCGUAAAUGAAAUCUUCAAGAUUGAGAAACCUGGAGCCCAUCCUCUUUCAUUGGCAGAUGGAAAGUUUUUAAGGAAAAAUGACCCUGAAUGUGACUUUUGUGGUGGAGACCCAGAUAAGAACUGCCGUUCUUGCUCCUGUCGUAUAUGUGGUGGAAAACAGGAACCCAACAUGCAGCUUCUGUGUGAUGAAUGUAACAUGGCCUAUCAUAUUUACUGCCUGAAUCCACCUUUGGAUAAGGUCCCUGAAGAGGAGUACUGGUAUUGUCCUUCCUGUAAAACUGAUUCCAGUGAAGUUGUAAAGGCUGGUGAAAGACUCAAGAUGAGUAAAAAGAAAGCAAAGAUGCCAUCAGCUAGUACUGAAAGCCGGAGAGAUUGGGGCAGGGGAAUGGCCUGUGUUGGUCGCACUAGAGAGUGUACUAUUGUUCCUUCUAAUCAUUAUGGACCUAUUCCUGGGAUUCCUGUAGGAUCGACUUGGAGAUUUAGAGUUCAGGUGAGCGAAGCAGGUGUCCAUAGGCCACAUGUUGGUGGGAUUCAUGGUCGAAGUAAUGAUGGGGCUUAUUCUCUUGUCCUGGCUGGUGGAUUUGCAGAUGAAGUAGACCGAGGUGAUGAAUUCACAUACACUGGGAGUGGUGGUAAAAAUCUUGCUGGUAAUAAAAGAAUUGGCGCACCAUCGGCUGAUCAAACAUUAACAAACAUGAACAGGGCAUUGGCCCUAAACUGUGAUGCUCCAUUGGAUGAUAAAAUUGGAGCAGAGUCUCGGAAUUGGAGAGCUGGUAAGCCAGUCAGAGUGAUACGCAGUUUUAAAGGGAGGAAGAUCAGCAAAUAUGCUCCUGAAGAAGGCAACAGAUAUGAUGGCAUUUAUAAGGUGGUGAAAUACUGGCCAGAGAUUUCAUCAAGCCAUGGAUUCUUGGUUUGGCGCUAUCUUUUAAGAAGAGAUGAUGUUGAACCUGCUCCUUGGACCUCCGAAGGAAUAGAACGGUCAAGGAGACUAUGUCUACGUUUACAGUAUCCAGUAGGUUACCCUUCGGAUAAGGAAGGGAAGAAGACUAAAGGACAGUCAAAGAAGCAGGCCAGUGGAGCCUCAAAAAGACCGACUACAGAUGAUGAUUGUCCAAGUGCCUCUAAAGUGUUCAAAGCAUCGGAUUCAGCAGAAGCAGUUGAGGCUUUCCAACUGACCCCUCAACAACAACGCCUAAUCAGAGAAGAUCAUCAAAACCAGAAGCUAUGGGAUGAAGUGCUUGCAUCACUUGUGGAAGGACCAAAUUUUCUGAAAAAAUUGGAACAAUCUUUUAUGUGUGUCUGCUGCCAGGAGCUAGUUUACCAGCCUGUGACAACAGAUUGCCUCCACAAUGUCUGUAAAGAUUGCUUACAGCGCUCCUUUAAGGCUCAAGUUUUCUCCUGCCCUGCUUGCCGGCAUGAUCUUGGCCAGAAUUACAUCAUGAUUCCCAAUGAGAUUCUGCAAACUCUACUUGACCUUUUCUUCCCUGGCUACAGCAAAGGACGAUGAUUUGUCUACUUCUACUGUGUGGCUCCCGUUGGCUUUUUGGACAAUAAAGAAUCUAAAAUGAUUGGGGGGUGGGAGGGGAGCAGUGAUGGACCACAUCUCACGUUCUGAAGCAGCUAAUCCUCUUUCCUACGUAGCCAUCAUCUUGUGUGUGUAGUAAGAGGCCCAUUUCUCAGCUGUCUUUUAAAUAUCAAAAGGUAGUUCUUGUCAGUAACAACUAGUUUUAAUGAGUAAAAAGUUAAAGCCUCAGCUCUAGUUGAUAUCCAAGUUAUGAUUUAUUUUGCAACUACCUCAGGACAGAAAAGAUUUAUGGGGAUUUUUUAAAUCAUUGAAUAAUUAGUUAAAUGAAUUUUAGCUACACACUGCCUCCCAAAUAUUAGUUGUGCCUGGUUCAUGUAAUUUGAUUUUACAGAAAAGAAAAUGACACUUGAGAUUGUUGGAAUGAAUGCAGCUUCUGUAGUGUGCAUAAUACAUUUUUAAUGUCUUCUUCCAUUACAGUGUGUGUUUUGCAGGUUCAUUUUUUAGCCCAUUUUUGUGAACUCCAUUGUGCUUUUUUCUGGUGUUUUAUGCAAGUUGACUACUAAUGACUAAUGAGAACAAUAUGAAUGCAUUGUUGCUGCAUUAGUGUAAUGUGGUGUGGUUUUGCACUUAAAAGAGGUAUUCAGAUGCUCUAGUUGUAAAUGUUCAUGAAAAGCCUCUUCUGUACUAGUCAAACUGCUUUUAGUGAGUCUCACCAGUGGUUUUACAUCUGCAGAGCAUUGAGGACUGGGCUGACUUUUGAGAGGAUUGAAAUUGCUUCAUAUUGUGAUCCUAAAUUUUAUAUUCACUAUAUUCCCUAAAGUAUACCUUAAUAAAUAUUUUAUGAUCAGAAAAAUAGCUCAUCUUGCCUCACUUUUUUACAUUUUUCUGGCUUAUAGUAUGUAUUUCUAAGACUCAGUCAUUUCCAGAAUAUUUCACUUUGUGUUUUUAUUGAAACAGGCAUUUUGCACAAUUUUUUACUCUUGAUUUUUGAUAAUGAAAACUAUGAAAUUUUAAGCGCUAAGGACAGAUUUCACCCUGGGUUAGAUUUAUUUAUUUAUUUAUUUUAAAUUUUACUAAAUGGAAAAACAUUUCUUUUCUGUAUAACAACUUCAGUCUUCAAUUUUAGUGUAACCAAUGCUGCUUCUUAUUUCACAGAUACCAGAAUAUUCUAAAACAUAGUUCCAGUCUCUGAAGCUAUAUUACAUUUUCAUCAGGGAAAAGCUUUAAUAUGAUCAAGUCAGUUUUCCUACCCCUGAAUUCAGAGCCAUAUAUAUAGCCAACAUUUAUUGAAUAUUUGCUUUGCACUAGUCACUUUUCCGUUUUUAUGUGUAUUCAUUUAAUUUUACUGACAAUCCUAAGAGGCAGGUGCUAUUAUCCCCAUCUUAUGGAUGAAUGGCAAAGGCACAGAAAAAUUAAGAAAGUUGCCAAAGUUUGUACUCAGAGGAAGUGGCAGAGCUGUGCUGUAAACUCGGGCGAUCCGAGUCCAGAUGUGGCAGCCUUUACUUCUGGGCUUCACAGGCUCUCCAUCAGAAGAUAAGCCAGACUCAUCGCAGUGCUUUUCCUGCAUUCAAUUAAACUCAAAUUCCAGUUCUGGGAAACACUUACAGCAGAGUGAUUGGAGCUAUUGUCACUUAGGGCCAGUUAUAAACUUUGGAAUCACUUGUGUUUUGAAGAAGCAAAUUUAAAUAGGACCUUCUUAGAUGGAAAAUGAAUCGUUAAAUUGCGUCAUCUAGUGUUGUAUUCCUUCAGCACUGGCCACAUCUCUUUGUGAAGGGUGGAGAAUAUCUCCCAGUUUCAGCUACUUGAACUGGUUUAGUUCUACCACUUUUAUUAGCAAAAUAAAUGAUUCCCACAGUUAGACUAUGUAUUAUCUUAACUGUGUUACAACAUGAUACACUAGGAAAGAAAGCUGAUUACAGCUUAAUGUGUUCAGAAAUACCAAGAAUGGCCCAAAGCCUAAAUAAUUUUAUGUUGCUCUUGAAGUUUGUUUGGUGACUUUGGUUUUUUUACAUGAAUAUUUCAGUUUGUAUCUAAAAGAUACAGAGUUUUACAAAACAUAACCACACUGUCACACAUAAAAAAAAAUUUAACAGUAAUUUUAUCAUUGGAUAGCUAGUAAUAAUGUUCAAAUUUCCAUAGUCUCAAAUGCCGUACAUGUAUAUUAUAUUUUAAGUUAGUUUGUUUGAAUCAGGAUCCAAAUAAGGACCUUACAUUGUUGUUAAUUGCUGUCUCUUUUCUUUUAAUCAGUAUACCCCCUCAAUGUUUUUUUUUUCUCCCUUCCCUUUUUCCAAUUUGUGUGUUGAAACUGUUUUGGAGCCUUUCUGACAGAAUAGAUUUUGCUUAUUAUAAUUACGUGGUAUAGAUUAACCUGUUCCUCUUUAUUUUUCUGUACAUUGAUAGUUAGAAUUCAAGCAUGACCAGAUUCAAAUUUGAAUUUUUAAUUUUUUUGGCAAGACUUCUUCAUAAGUGGUGUGUUUGUUCUUCAAGUCAUACAUAGUAUCUGGUUGUCUCUUAGGCUUAAAUUUAAAAGAUGAGCUUUUCUCUGGAUUCUAUUACAUUUAGUAGAUUACAGUGAUUACUGUUAAGUACUCAUCCACUUUCAUAUGGGUAGGGGCUUCUUUUAGUUUUUUCUAAUUAGAGUAGGCAGGGCCUCUAGUUUUAGAACUCACUUCUAAAUAACAUGGUUCAUUGAACAAAUAUGUGCAUGCAAGUGUGUUUAAGGAUAUUAGGUAAUCUUUGGGAAGCUGGUAAUCUAAAACAACGUUAGCUUUCUCACAACCCUGGUGUGACAAUGUGGCUAGCAGAAAGGGGCCCCAUCUAUGUAACUUACAGGUUUGAAUUUCAGGAUAGAUCUACUUAUAAGAGCUGGAUAGAGAUCUGCCCUGACUUUCCUACUGUCUGCUAUUCUUUCUUUGCCCAUUAGGGACCAGAUCUUUCCCCAUUCUUCUUCAGGACACCCUAAAAGAUAGAGCUCAUGACUAUCUACCCGAUUUGAGGGAAUUGAGCUUGAUGGCCCACUUGUCACCGGCUCAUCUUGGGAAGAGUUAUCCCUGUUUGUCCACUGUCUACUGACUGGUCCCCACACCACACCUUUACAGGAACUGAUAUUUAGUAACCAGGAUUAAUCACACACUACACAGAAGAAAAUUGAGUAAACACCAGUCACUGGGCACAAGAAAUCAAGAGCUAGCUAGAGAGGGACCAAGCAGGCUGACAAAAUGACUACUAUUGAAAAAAAUGAAUGAAAGAAUGAGUUUUACAACUAUAUCCUCAAGUAUUAAAUUGCAUUGCAUUGAUAGAACAAGCUGCGUGAAGAGUAAUUUGAGAUUAAAAUUCUUGGAAAUAAACAUGAUUGUGAAAACAAAAUGAAACACAAAACAGAAUGGACACUGCCAAAAUUUGAACGUAUUGCUAAGUGAUCUGUUAUAUAUGGAUAUCCCACAAUCUGUUUAUCUAUUCAUCUGCUGAUGGAUAAUUGGGUUGAUUCCAGGAUUUUGCUAUUAUAAAUAAAGCUGCUUUGAACCUUUGUGUGUAA
Equus caballus (horse) is the source of this 6336-nucleotide messenger RNA. RefSeq names its product ubiquitin like with PHD and ring finger domains 2 (gene UHRF2). Gene Ontology annotation, biological process: protein ubiquitination; negative regulation of gene expression via chromosomal CpG island methylation. Lineage: Eukaryota; Metazoa; Chordata; Mammalia; Perissodactyla; Equidae. Gene Ontology annotation, molecular function: ubiquitin protein ligase activity; protein binding. The record is from RefSeq and is a predicted model, not a curated record.